AUGCCAAAAAAUAAGCAACGCGUAUCCGUUGAUACCAGUAAGAUUAAAUUUGUUGAGAACUCCGGGUCGGAAGAUUUAGAAAAUGAGGAUGAAGAUAAUAGCGAUGUUGGAAAUGUUAGCUCCAGCGACGACAUCCUGAGUGACGACGGGCAUGAGGAAUCCUCGCGCAGAGCAAAAGGAAAAAAAAAUAUAUCAGCCCAUGAGGAUGAUGAUGAGGAAGGGGACGAUGAAGAUGAUGAUGUAGACGACGAUGAGGAGGACGAGGACCAGGGCGAGCGCGAUGACGAAUUCGUUCGCGUUCCAUGGAAAAAGGAUAAACAGAAUUACUACCAAUACGAAAGCGAAGACUCAACGAGUGAUGAUGAAGAAGGCAAUAAGGAAAGAAUCAAAGAAGCCAUGUACCUCAGCAGAAAGGAAAAGGAAAAUUUAAAAGAAGAAGACUUCGAUUUGUAUGACAUGUACAAUGAAGACAAAGAGGGCAAGUUGGGAAAAGGGGCAAAAGAAUUGUACACCGCCCAUGAGAAGGAAAGUAUUAUUAAAAAGCUAAUCAGCGAUAUGAACGCUGAUAUGAGGGAAAAAAAAAAAAAAGUGGCUGAAGAAAAUGGUGAUGGAGAAAAUGACCAAGAGGAACAGAUGAAAGAAGAUGAUCAAAUAGAUCAUAUGGUAAUGAGCGAGCGAGAGGAAUACAAAAUUUUGUUAAAAGAACUGUCACUGAACAUCCAAAAGGUGUACAACGAAAUUAAGGAAAACAAAAGACUUUUCCAAUUUAAGGAAAUUAAUGAACACAAUGUUAAUCAAGCAGAUAUCAAUAAGAACACCCUCCUGUACCUUAAAAAGAAAAACGAAACGAUGCUAACCUAUAUCAUAUACAUCACGUACUACGUCUUUCUUAAAAUUAUGAAUGCCUAUACGCACAACCAUCCCGUGUUGGAUAAGCUAAUUUACAUGAACACCAUAAUUGCCAAGACGAAUGAGCUCGAUAAUAAAAUUAAGUUCAAGAUUCAGCAGCUGAACAAGUCGUCCUCGGGUCGCCAGCUGGGCGAGUUGGACGCGUCGGGAAGCGAAGAGGCAGAAGCGCCCAAGCGGGCCGGCCGACGCAGCCACGCGGGGGAUGAAGUGGACGAGGAUGACGAGGAGGAAGAUGAUGAAGAUGAGGAAGAAGUGGAUGAUGACGAGGAAGAAGACGAUGAAGAAGCGGAGGAGGAGGACCAAGUGACGGACUCCGCAGAGGAAUCCCAAGCGGGCAAGGGCAAAAAGUACAAAAUCAGCAAAAACCUCAUAACCGAGUACACAGACAGCCAUAUCCGGGAAAGGGAAAGAGAGGAAAAGAAAAAAAAAAGAGAAAAAAUGAAAAAUGAAAGAAACAUAUUCCUGAAGGAAAUAAAAGACAUGGUGUCCACAAGACCAGAAAAAAUAGAAGAAGAAAAUUACUUUAAAAAAAUGGAAGAAAAAUUAAUGAAGUUUGACGAAAAAAUCUUGAAGAAAAAAAUCAAAGCCUUGAGCAAAAAAAAACACAAAAUGAGCAACUUGAAAAACGUGGGAAUGACCUCAAAUGAUUUGCUAAAGUUUGUGGAGCUGCCAGAGAUGAAUGAUGAAGCGGAUAGGAAGAACAACAUGGACGAAACAAAAAUGUUUAAGAAUAACAUUAACAAAAUGAAGCAAAUGAAGUAUAUGAAAGGAGCAAACAACGCCAAUGAUGAUUUUGUUUCCUUUAAGAAAUUUGAAAAAAACAAAAAAUGGAACAGCUCGCAUGAGAGGGAAGAGCUUGGUAAAUCUACUCAUUUUAUGAGCACCAAAAAUUUACAAAACGAAAUAGACGACGAAAAUAUUAAAAAUAUGUUAAGCAUGAAAAAGAAGAAAAAGGAAGAAAAAAAAUUCCUCAAGGAUCAGAAGAACAAAGAAAUAAGAAAAAAAUUAGUUGAUGAAGAAAACGAAAUUUACGACAGAAGAAUGCCGAACAAAAAUAUUUUACAAAAUAGAGGUCUCGUAAGAAAGAGAAAAUCAACCGAUGGAAAUGCAAGGGUUCACAAUAAACAAAAGUAUAUUAAAAAAAUGAAAAUGUACAGCGGCCAACACGCCAAAUUAAAGGUCCAUGAAAAUAACUAUUCAGGAGAAAAGAGGGGAAUAAAUCCCUACCUGAAAAAGUCCAUAGAUAUCAAGUGA
Molecule: messenger RNA, 2163 nt
Organism: Plasmodium fragile
Lineage: Eukaryota; Apicomplexa; Aconoidasida; Haemosporida; Plasmodiidae
Exons: 1
Coding region: 1-2163 (720 amino acids)
Biological process (GO): maturation of SSU-rRNA from tricistronic rRNA transcript (SSU-rRNA, 5.8S rRNA, LSU-rRNA)
Cellular component (GO): small-subunit processome; nucleolus
Source: RefSeq, a predicted model, not a curated record